Messenger RNA from Aspergillus niger, 1521 nucleotides. RefSeq lists its product as uncharacterized. Gene Ontology annotation, molecular function: DNA binding; transcription coactivator activity; protein binding. Lineage: Eukaryota; Fungi; Ascomycota; Eurotiomycetes; Eurotiales; Aspergillaceae. The annotation marks the transcript as partial. Gene Ontology annotation, cellular component: MBF transcription complex; SBF transcription complex. The record is from RefSeq and is a predicted model, not a curated record. The transcript has 2 exons.
AUGGCUUCCAAUAACAACCACCCAGCUCGCCCAGGCUUACCAAUGUCCUAUUCACAGAGCAGUAUGAGCUCCGCCAAUGGCAUGGUAUUUUCGCAGUCGCAAAUGGGCUCCUUCAACGCCUCCCAGUCGGUGUCGUCCACUCCUCGAGCUACGCCUCCUCCGAAAGGGUCGCAACAGUCGAUGUCCUUUGGUUACUCGAACGGCCUCCCGCACGGUCCUCGGUCUAGUUUCGCAGGUUUUGAGGACAUGAAUGGGUAUGGGACGAUGAUGUAUCAUGAAGAAUUCAAGCCUCAAAUUUAUAGGGCUGUCUACUCCAAUGUCUCCGUCUACGAAAUGGAAGUGAACGGUGUCGCCGUGAUGAAACGUCGCUCCGAUUCGUGGCUCAAUGCUACGCAGAUUCUCAAAGUUGCCGGUGUGGUCAAGGCGAGGAGGACAAAGACACUGGAAAAGGAGAUUGCAGCGGGCGAGCAUGAAAAGGUUCAAGGAGGGUAUGGUAAAUACCAAGGAACCUGGGUCAACUAUCAGAGGGGCGUGGAGCUUUGCCGGGAAUACCAUGUCGAAGAAUUGUUGCGACCCCUUCUUGAAUAUGACAUGGGCGGUACAAACGGUACAGCGCAAGACUCACUCGACACCCCGACAAAGGAGCAAGCAAUGGCUGCGCAACGGAAACGGCUGUACAGCGGGAUGGACAAUCGCGGCAUGAGCCAACCUCAACAAGGCACAUUCUUCCAGAACAUCUCUCGCACGGCUGCGACUGCAGUGAACGCCAUGAGCAAGGCUCGCUUCGACUCACCUGCGGCUCGCGGGAUUGACCAAAGGCGAUCAAGUGUUAUACGAAAGCCUUCGCACCAGAUGAGCAGCCAGGAUACCCACAUACCUUUGAACAGUCAACAAAGCAUGUAUAGUGUGACAUCUGAUAGCGGUUUCGGAAACAAUUUCCAGAGUAAUGGCCGCUAUGCUAUGCACGAUGGUGCCAGCUUCGACCACGAGGAGCCAAAUGAACCUCCGCGGAAGCGCGUUCGGUCUGCCUCUCACCAGGCGCCGUCGUUCGGGAUGCCCUACGAGCACUCGACGGCUUCCAUGGCUGAACCAACACCAACUGAGCCGAAUGACUCCUUUUACCAAGAUAUGGAUGUCUCAACAUCGAUAGUGGAUGGUAGCAAGCGCGGGUUCGAGCCUUUGCCGCCCGCCACUACCCCAGAGAGGUUUCAGAAGAUGAAGCUCAUCAUGACAUUAUUCCUCGAUAAAAAGACGCGCGAUUUCUCCUCCCAUCCAGCUUUGAUGCAAUUGACUGGGGAGGAUCUGGAAAUUCCGUUGGACGAAUAUCGGAACAACGCGCUACACUGGGCGGCGAUGCUCGCUCGAAUGCCUCUUGUCUAUGCACUUGUUGAGAAAGGUGUUAGCAUCUUUCGUUUGAACGGUGCAGGUGAAACGGCACUGCAAAAGUCUGUAGGAACGAGGAACAACCUCGAUUAUAGGAGUUUUCCGCGCUUGCUGCAGGUGCUGGCUCCAACUAUUAUA